Molecule: messenger RNA, 723 nt
Organism: Dentiscutata erythropus
Lineage: Eukaryota; Fungi; Glomeromycota; Glomeromycetes; Diversisporales; Gigasporaceae
Source: the annotation of a GenBank genome assembly
AUGGAUGAAUUACUUGAACACGUUAAAAAUACUGUCAUAAAAAACGAAAUGGACGACGAAAUCAUAAUUUUAAAUGUUGGUGGCGUUAAAUUCGAAACUACACGUAAAACUUUAAUUGCUCAUCCAGAAACAACUUUAGGAAAAUUAUUUGACCCUAAAAAUCCUGAAACAAUCAAACCAAUUUAUCCUGGUGGUAAUGAAUAUUUUAUUGAUCGAAAUGGUCAUGCUUUCUAUUGCAUUUUAGAAUAUUAUCGCACUGGUCAAGUCCUUUGGAGUGAUGAAUUUAUUAAGAGCAAAGAAUUUCCAGUUCCAAAACAUGCUUUAGAAUUAGAAUGCGGAUAUUUUAAUAUUCCAAUUCAUUCAAAAAAAGGUGCUGCUCGUAACUUACAACAAGGUGCUACAAUUAUUGAUAAAUUUUGUGAAGGUUUAAUAUGUUUUAUUAAUGAAGCAAUGAAUAGAUUUAUCACGAAAGUUAAAGUUGAAUAUAGAAGCCAAGGUACAUGGUCAAAUGCAGAACCAUUUACCAAUUAUGAAAAAGGAAAAUGGUUUUUAGAAUUUGAGAAACAAGGGCAUGGAUUGUUAAGCAAUGAAAGAGUUAUCAGUGUAAUUGAAAAACGAUUGAAGAACCAUUUUCCAUCUAUUAAAGUAAAGGUGGUUGAUAACAAAGCUUUGGUAGUGGAAGAUUUCCUUGACAUGGAUAGUUUUGUAGACAAUCUUGAAUAA